GAGGAGCUCCCUCAGCUCAGAAUCUCAGAAGUCAGCAGCAGCAGCAGCAAAGAGGCGAUAAGUAGUAGCCGUGCCGGUACGCGCGUCUCCCGCUCCUCUCCCUUGCCAAAACCACCCAAAAGCAUAGCGACACCCCAGAAGCCGCCAGCCACGUACGCACCGCCGAGAGCGAGCAGGUCGUAGCUGAGCCAGCCAUCCGCCCGCCCGCGACCAUGAGCACACUAGUAGACGCGCUGUGCGCCCCCAGCGACACCGCGCUCAUCUACGACACCUUCAACGCCUCCGCCACUGCGAGCUUCCUCUUCGACAAUGCCGCCGCUGCAUUCUGCGACGCUGGCAUUAUCGGCGGCGGCGCGGCGCCGGUUCUGCCGGCCGACGACGCGGCUGGGCUGGGCGCGCGAACAGGGGCGAAGGAGGCGACGUCGUCGGCCGCCCAGCCGAGGAGGAAGCGGCGGCGCCGCGCCAAGAGCUGCAAGUCGAGGGAGGAGACGGAGACCCAGCGGAUGACGCACAUCGCCGUGGAGCGCAACCGCCGGCGCCAGAUGAACGAGUACCUCGCCAUCCUCCGGUCGCUCAUGCCGGAGCCAUACGUCCAGAGGGGCGACCAAGCGUCGAUCGUUGGGGGGGCAAUAGAGUUCGUCAAGGAGCUCGAGCAGCAGCUGCAGUCGCUGGAGGCGCAGAAGCGAACGCUGCUCCCUCACCACAAGUCGAAAUGCGACGACGCGAUGCCGACGCAUAACGGCGGCGGCAGCAACGCCGGCGGCGGCUGCAUGGAGUCCACGACUACGAGCAACUGCAGCAGCAGCGUCACCGAGGACGCGCAGCACGUCGACGCGCCCCCGUUCGCGCAGUUCUUCGCGUACCCGCAGUACGUGUGGUGCCACUCGCCGCGCGACUCCGCCGGCGCCACCGCGGCGUCGUCCUCGUCUUCAUCGCCGACCGCGGGGCUCCAGGCCGAGCACCGCUCCGGGCUGGCCGACAUCGAGGUGAGCCUGGUCGAGACGCACGCCAGCAUCCGUGUCAUGUCGCCGCGGCGGCCGGGGCAGCUGCUCAAGAUGAUCGCCGGCCUGCAGGCGCUCCGGCUCACCGUGCUGCACCUCAACGUCACCACGCUGGGCUCCCUGGUGCUCUACUCCCUCAGCGUCAAGGUGGAGGAAGGGUGCAAUCUGACAACGGUAGACGACAUCGCUGCGGCGGUGCACCACGUGCUCUGCAUCGUCGACGCGGAGGUCGCCUCGGAGCAGCUCCUCGCGGCGGGGCAACUGGCCGCGACGGCGACGGCGACGGCGAAGAGAGAACAGGCGGCGUACAUGUACUGAGCUGCUCCAGGGUGCUACGGCGCUGCUUGUGUGGUCGCGCGUGUGCCGCGCUCCCGUGUUCUAUUUUAGGCUCGUGACGUUUUUGCUGUGUACUGGGGUGCUAGUGGCCCGUCAGAUUAGAUGUAGAUGCAAAUGCUAUGUGUGCAGUAAUUUCGAGCGUUUCUCCCUGUUUCUCUUUAUGAAAACAGAAUGUUGCAUUGCUGUACAGUUUCGUGCCUCGCCUUUCUGUAAUAACAGCGACUAGUGAUCCAUCAUCUCGAGCUUAGAACUGUCCUGACAUCGGACGGAACAGCUUGAGAUUCGUAUGAUCCAAAAUGGGCCUAAUGAGGUUUCCGAUCUUUAUA
This is a messenger RNA of Oryza brachyantha (malo sina), 1663 nucleotides long. Its product is annotated as transcription factor bHLH96. Lineage: Eukaryota; Viridiplantae; Streptophyta; Magnoliopsida; Poales; Poaceae. Gene Ontology annotation, biological process: regulation of transcription by RNA polymerase II. The record is from RefSeq and is a predicted model, not a curated record. Bases 213 to 1319 code for a protein of 368 amino acids. Gene Ontology annotation, molecular function: protein dimerization activity; DNA-binding transcription factor activity, RNA polymerase II-specific; RNA polymerase II cis-regulatory region sequence-specific DNA binding. The transcript is spliced from 3 exons.